Emiliania huxleyi CCMP1516 is the source of this 1665-nucleotide messenger RNA. RefSeq lists its product as hypothetical. NCBI's taxonomy places the organism in Eukaryota, Haptophyta, Isochrysidales, Noelaerhabdaceae. Gene Ontology annotation, cellular component: membrane. The coding region runs from base 1 to 1665 and encodes 554 amino acids. The transcript is spliced from 4 exons. Gene Ontology annotation, molecular function: transmembrane transporter activity. Gene Ontology annotation, biological process: transmembrane transport. The record is from RefSeq and is a predicted model, not a curated record.
AUGUCGGCCGACUAUGUCUCUCAGGGUGGCGCGUACGGGGCCGUGUACGGCACUCUCGCCGUGUUUCUCUGCAUCUCGCUCGCCAUCGGCUACCGCUUCCUCCGCAGCGCUACACAGGACGCCGAUCAGUACCUCACGGCGCGCAACUCGCAGGGAAUCGUCUCGCUCUCGCUCUCCUUCUUCGCUUCGGGCGCAGGCGCGUGGGUGCUCUUCACCGUGCCCGAGGCGAGCAUCAUCGGCGGGCCGGUCGCCCUCGCCGGCUACACCCUCUCGACCCUCGUCCCCAUCGCCAUCUUUGGCUGGAUCGGCCCGAUCAUGCGCAAGCACCUGCCGUUUGGCUGCACCUUCUCCGACUACGUGCAGCUGCGGUACGGCUCGCUGGUGAACGUGUACUGCACGCUCGUCUCGCUCCUCUACCUCUGCCUCUACCUCACCGCCGAGUUCUCCGCCAUUGGCGACGCCGUCCUCGCCCUCUGCGACCCGGCGGACGUGUACGACGCGGCCGCCGCGGGCGGCGUCACCGACAAGGGUCACCGCCUAAAGUUGGGCCUCGUCCUCGGCGUCUCGCUCUGCACGCUGCUGUACACGGCGAUCGCCGGCCUCCCCGUCUCCCUCGUCACCGACAAGGUGCAGGGGGUCGGCAUCUUCCUCUUCACUUUCCUCGUGUGCAUCGCCGCCUUCACGGCAGACAGCGGUGCGGAUGGGCGGAGCGACCGCUGGGAGGAGGUGACCACAACCGGGACGGGCGACCCGGCCGCCACGGGCGCGGGCGGCUCCACCUACGGCAACUCCUUCAAGAUGGCCUUCAUCCUCAUCUCCGCCGUCACGUGCGCCAACAUGAUGCACUCUGGCUUCCAGCAGCGCGUGUGGGCGGCCGAGGACCAGGCCAAGCUGCGCAAGGGCGCGAUCGGCGGGAUCCUGCUCACGAUCCCGCUGAUGGUCCUGUACGGCGUGGUCGGCAUGGUCUCGUACCGCGAGUACGGCCCCUUCCUCUUCCCCCAGUUCCCCUCCUUCGCCGGCUUCUACGCGCUCAACGAGCUCAACGUCGGCUGGCAGGUGUGCGCCGUCAUCCUGACCACGAUGAUGGUCGCAUCGUCCGCCGACACCAUCCAGACGGGCGUGGCGGCCAUCUUCAAGCCCUUUACGACGUACGUCCUCGUCCGCGACUGGAAGGCCCUCCCCUCGGAAGCCGAGGCGCCGCGCACCAUCGUGGCACUCAACUUUGUGCUCGCCGCCGUCGUCGUCAACGUGCCAGCCAUCGUCAUCUCGACGCACCGCGGCGACGCGCUCCGCACCCGCCCUCGGUCGGGCUGCGACGCCCACCUCUCCGUCCUCUCGCUCUUCGUCCUCGCCGACCUCGUCUGCGCGACCUGCGUCGUCCCCGUCCUGAUGGGCCUGAACGACCGCAUCCACCCGUCUGCCGCGGCGGCGGGCUGCCUCGCGGGCGCCGGCACCGCCCUCCUCAUCUACGGCCUCGCCGUCGACGGCGAGCCGGACGACUUCAAGACGCUGAUCCCCGACAUUGCGGGCGUGUCGGGCCUCUACGCGGACACGCUAGUCACCCUCGCCGCCAACAUCCCGUGGUUCCGCUCCGGCUACCGCUUCGAGGGGUACCCGCCCGUGGCCGCGGAGUCGCCGCGCGCGGGCGACGUCACCACCGCGUGA